This is a messenger RNA of Phalaenopsis equestris, 2443 nucleotides long. Its product is annotated as QWRF motif-containing protein 2-like. The transcript is spliced from 7 exons. The record is from RefSeq and is a predicted model, not a curated record. Bases 337 to 2196 code for a protein of 619 amino acids. Gene Ontology annotation, biological process: centrosome cycle; spindle assembly. Gene Ontology annotation, molecular function: microtubule binding. Lineage: Eukaryota; Viridiplantae; Streptophyta; Magnoliopsida; Asparagales; Orchidaceae. Gene Ontology annotation, cellular component: cytoplasm; nuclear microtubule; centrosome.
AGAAAAAAGCGAAAUUGAUUGAUAGAAACAGAAAUUGAAAGUUGAAGUGCUGUGUAAGAUGACAGAGAAGACUUGUAAGGCUUAGUUGGAUUGGGAUUGAUGACAGUGUUGGCGCGCACCUGCUUCGUCUUCUUAUGCUCUCUUUCUCUCCAUCUUUGGCGUUCUUCUCAGUGUUCAUUCAUCAGUUUCAGUUUUCCUUUCCGGCACUGGUGAUCCGGUGAGUGGUUGCGAUAUGGUGCUCUGUUUUUGCGCGGAGAUCGGAUCCCUACCAGUGACAUUGAAAGUGGUAUAUCGGUAACAGGCAACCAAGCGAGAGUAGUGAUAUCGCUGGAGGACAUGGUGAUUGCGGCCCCCGCGGCCGUCGUCUCCCAUACUGCCACUACAUCUGUUCGCAAAAACACUCCCGUCGUCACUCGGCCAAAUGAUCCUUCGGCGAAGGUGUCACGGCGACCACUAACUCCGUCCGAGAGGGACAAUGCUGGAUUCUCUCGGCGGCCGCGCAGCAAGGAGAUCUCCUCCAGAUAUUUGUCUUCGUACUCUUCUUCUUCUUCGUCAACUACCUCCACUUCGUACUCCACGAAUUCCACUUUCUCCUCUUCGUUGUCUACCUUUCCUUCCCGGCGAUUUUCUUCACCUCUUGCCAAUCAUCGGGCGUCGACGCCAUCUUCAUUUCCAAAAAGCUUGACCUCCAAGAGGUCCCAGUCAGUGGAUCGGACCCGCUCCUCUACUCCCCUCCCAGAUCCCCGAGGCGCCUCGACGGCAGAGGGAUCGGAUGCUGCGGGGGGGUUCUGCACUACCACCAGGAGCCUCUCCGUCUCCUUUCAGGACGAAUCCUUCUUCUAUCAGACUAGCAAGGCUAAGGCGGACUCCACGACGCCCUUCCGGAAGCCAACACCGGAUCGCCGGAGGCCCACUACGCCGGUUCGAAACUCCUCAGCCGUCAGCACCGAUCUGUCCGAGACCUCGAGGACCCCGGAUCACUGCCAUCGCUGGCCGGCGGCCAGGAGCAGGAAGUCCAGUCUUCUGACGAAGAGCCUGGAUUGCUCGGGUGAGAGGAAUGAUCUACUCACUACUGUUCAGUUGCUGCGGCAGUCAAUGUUGGUCGACGGUGGUUCAGGCUGGGCUUCAUUUGUUGGGGCGGAACUCUCGGCUUCUUCAGACACGGAUAGUGUUUCAUCCGGAAGUAAUUCAGGGGUUCAUGAGCUGAACGCACCUCGCCAUGCGCGGGUCACUUCCUGCGGGAUUAGCAUGCCUGCCCGAUUUUGGCAGGAUACAAAUAACAGGCUUCGCCGGCUGCCGGAACUUGGGACUCCGGUAUCUUCAGGCGGCUCAAUGAGCCCUGCCAUGCCACAAAUAGCUUCUGUGAGGAGAUCAGUUGGCGAAAACUCUUUGUCUCGAUUUGUCUCUUCUCCACUUAGGGGUGCUGUGAGACCUUCCAGUCCCAGUAAACUUGCAGGUUCUCCAUCAAGAGGAGUCGUCAGUCCUUUAAGGGCAAGGAGUAGUAGUACAUUGGUGAGUUCUUUGCCUGCACGCCUGACAGCUAAUGCACCUUCGAUUAUAAGUUUUUCUGCUGAGGUGAGGAGAGCUAAAAAAGGAGAGAAUCGGAUCGAAGAGGCCCAUAUGUUGAGGCUAUUGCACGACCAGCAUUUGCAGUGGAGGUAUGUGAAUGCAAGGGCCAAUGCUGCACUGAUGAUUCAAAGAGUGGCUGCAGAGAAACAUCUGUAUAACGCGUGGAUAACUAUAUCGGAGAUGCGUGACUUGGUUACUAUUAAAAAAACCAAGCUACACUUCCUGACACAAAAUCUAAAGCUAACUACCAUUCUGAAGAGUCAGAUGGUCUAUCUGGAGGAAACAUCUCUUCUGGACAGAGAGCAUUCAAGUUCAUUAGCAGGUGCAAUCGAAUCAUUAAAGGCUAGCACUCUCCGCCUUCCAGUUGUCAGUGGAGCAAGGGCUAAUUUGCAAGAAGUGAAAAAUGCCGUUGGGUCGGCAGUAAACAUGUUGCAGGCGAUGGGAGCUUCCAUGCACUCCUUAAUGUCAAAGGUGCAAGACACGAGCUCCUUGGUUUCAGAACUCGCCAAAGUUGCUGCAAAAGAGCAAGCUUUGUUAGAUCAAUCCAGAAAUCUGCUAACCACAGUAGCAGCACUACAUGUCAAGCACUGUAGCCUGCGAGGCCAUCUCCUUCAAUUAAAACGCUGAACCGGAGAGAUGUAAUCAUAGAGCAGCUGAUUAUGAUUACUUACUAACACCAAGUCAGCAUUUUUUUUUCUGACUUGAUAUUGAACCAAAGGUAAGAAAGCUUGAUUGAUGAUAGUUAGUGGGUGUGCAAUGUGUGUUUUUAUUUUAUUUUUAUUCGGCCUGACAUGGCUGCUUCAUGUAUUUUAUUUAUUUUUAUUUUUUUGUCAUGCAAAUAACCAUAUGUGUACAGGAUUCUGGUUUUGUACAA